ACUCCUUGUGUUGCUCGAGUUUGUCGAACAGUGGAUUUGUAGUUGACGAAACAAGAGGUUGUUUUGCAGCUUUCUUCAACUAUGUACGUGAAUGUGAUGCAGCAAACGAAGGAUUAUCCAUCGAGGAAGACUACUCGAAAGCAGGAGGAAGAUGAAAAAGAAAAAUGCACUAUACUAAUUCAUUCCUCCAUUGUCGCUCAACCGUUUACAACGAAGUCAAGGUUAUCGAAUGCAAAGGUUCUUCCGGCUCCUUGUGCGGGAGCUUUUAAAGAAAGACCAUCAGAAAGGACAAGUUUCAAAAAAUGUUACGAGCGAGGUGAUUUUCCUAUCGCUUUGGAGCACGACACGAAAGGGAACAAAAUUGCCUGGAAGGUGGAGAUAGAGAGGCUCGACUACCAUCAUUACCUUCCGCUGUUCUUCGAAGGAUUGUCUGAAACAUCGCAUCCCUACGGAUUCUUCGCCCGACAAGGAGUCCACGACAUGAUGGAACACGGAGGAAGCAAAGUUCUUCCUGUUAUCCCACAGCUCAUAAUCCCGGUGAAGAAAGCACUAAAUACGCGAAACCACAAAGUGAUCUGCACCACACUGAAGGCUCUGCAGCAUCUUGUAAUCGCUGGUGAGAUGAUUGGCGAAGCUCUUGUUCCAUACUACCGGCAAAUCUUGCCGAUCUUAAACAUCUUUAAGAAUAAAAAUAUCAACUCCGGGGAUGGAAUCGAUUACAGUCAACAGAAAAGAGAAAAUGUCGGUGACUUGAUACAAGAAACUCUCGAAGCCUUGGAGCGGCGUGGAGGCCCCGAUGCUUUCAUCAACAUCAAAUAUAUGGUGCCUACCUACGAAUCUUGCAUGUUAAAUUAACUUUGAGUUUGAGAAUAUCGUGAACCUUGUGGAUUAUUUUACGAAAGAUGAUCAACCAUAUUUUAAAUUUGAGUUUUAAAGGCUGGUAUUGGCUGUAAAUAUAUUUUUCUUCUAGAUAUUCUAAGCUGCACAUUACAACUCAAACCGUAAAAUGUUAAAUGCAUUUGUUCUUUUGGUAUUUUUAUGACCGUCCUUUCAACGAGUUUCUGCUGAAUUAGUUAUGCCUCUGAUAUAUAUAUAAAUCAAACAGACCUUGCUGUUUCAAACAUACAUUGUACAUAACAAAUAGUUUUAUCGUUUUAAUGUUGAUUUCCAGAAAAAUCUCUUGAAGGAUUGUUCUCUUGGAGAAAAUGUGAAACGAGGACCACUUCGAAUUCAUUUUGCUUGAGAUGAUCCAGGUGAUCUGCAAAUAUUUUUUAAGUGGCAAUACCCGUGAUAAUAGAACUGUUGGUAAUCCAGUUAGACUGGUGUAUAUCUGGCAGGGUUGUUGUACUCAGUUUUUGUGAAUUUCAUCAUAGGUAUUGCAUGGGCAGCUGGAAAUAUUUCCUUGAUCAUUGUAUGGAAUAAAAUAAUACAAUCUAACUAUACGGAAG
This is a messenger RNA of Orbicella faveolata, 1448 nucleotides long. RefSeq names its product parkin coregulated gene protein homolog. Gene Ontology annotation, molecular function: Hsp70 protein binding; Hsp90 protein binding. Lineage: Eukaryota; Metazoa; Cnidaria; Anthozoa; Scleractinia; Merulinidae. The record is from RefSeq and is a predicted model, not a curated record.